This is a messenger RNA of Hippoglossus stenolepis (Pacific halibut), 1421 nucleotides long. It is a transcript of the gene cdpf1, whose product is annotated as cysteine rich DPF motif domain containing 1. Lineage: Eukaryota; Metazoa; Chordata; Actinopteri; Pleuronectiformes; Pleuronectidae. Bases 66 to 419 code for a protein of 117 amino acids. The record is from RefSeq and is a predicted model, not a curated record. The transcript has 3 exons.
AAGCUUCAUGCAACAUUGUGCCUGUACUCGACAUGAAAACCAGGAAGUAAACUUUCCUGUGAACGAUGGAGCAAAGUUCCAGUGAAACCAGUGAAAAAACCUUCACCUGCCAGUUGUGUGGUUUAAGCAGCUCUUAUAGUUACUACGGACAGAAACCACCAAACACUAGAGCCAUAGUGUUGCUGGAGGAGUGCUUUGUGACAAGGGAUCCCUUCAGUCCGGACAGGGAGAAGUUCCUGGUGCUGGGCUCCACCUGCAGCCUGUGCAGCCUCUGUGUCUGUGCUGGAUCGGACUGCAGUCUCUUCUACACCAAGAGGUUCUGCAUGCAGUGUGUGAACAAACACCUGGACCAGUUCCCUCACCAGAUCCAGUCCGAGUUGGCCAAGAAGAAGCAGAGCUCCAAGGCUGCCGUGUCAUGACGUCCGACGAGACAUCCGUAAUCUGCUCAGGUGUCUUGGACGAAUAGCUUUUGUCAUGAAUAGUUUUUUAAUGCACUUUUUGAUUAAAUCCAUACUGGAUGAAACUAUAAUUACACAAAGCUGAACAACAAAACAUCCUGUACUGAAUCCACGUCACUCUCGGUUAUGACCACUCUGAUUGGAAACACACAUCCAUCACAAAAGUACAAAUCCAUCCUUGCGGCCAGGAUGUUAACCUGCUGCAUUAUAGGUUUUAUUUGUUUAUUGCAGAGUUUUAUAGAAGUAAACUGCAGGUGUGAGGAGUGCUGCCAGACCUCUGUUGGAUUGUGUUUGCAGGCUCACAAUCAAACCUCCCAAUUAAAAAUGGCUGACAGUUUAAAAUCUGAACUUUCUCCCAAUUUUCUGUUGCGGUCCAACUCUUUACAGGCAUUUAAAAAAAAACAUAUACACUGCAACAAAAAAAAUAUGUUUUAUUCAGUGGAGCACAUUUUCUAUGCUAUAUAAAUUCAUAAUCAAAUAAGGAUGAACAGUUUUAAAUUAUAAACAUGUUUUCAGUUAUGACCAUGAUGCUCAUCUAAGCCCACAGCAGCUAUUCUAGUCUCUCUGUAAAUAAUUCCAACAAUAUUACAGCCAUGAGUGUAUGAGUCAAAAGAGCAAAGUGGAAGCAAUAGUUCACUUGCAAGUCACACUCAGGCAUAGAUUCGUGUUUCCACUGCCGUCAAAGUGGAAAAAAUAAAAUAAAUGUUUUUCAAGUUUUAAUGAGCCUGUUUUUUUUUUUUUUACAAGAGAACACAUUUUUACUGCUUUUCAGCAACAUAUGGUAACAUUAACGGCACAUCCUCUAAUAUUACACACAUGUUCACAGUGACACAUCGUUUGCAAAGGGCAUCACAGCUCGAACUUUGAUUCCUGUUUGUUCAUUGUCAAAGCUUGAAGUGUUGACUUCUGUCGAGUCCAAAAUAGUUUUUGUUCUGAAAUCAUAAAAAACAUCAAACACAAAAA